This is a messenger RNA of Capronia epimyces CBS 606.96, 2283 nucleotides long. RefSeq lists its product as uncharacterized. The record is from RefSeq and is a predicted model, not a curated record. The coding region runs from base 1 to 2283 and encodes 760 amino acids. NCBI's taxonomy places the organism in Eukaryota, Fungi, Ascomycota, Eurotiomycetes, Chaetothyriales, Herpotrichiellaceae. The transcript has a single exon.
AUGCCCUUUGUCAUUGACCCGGAAGGCCUUCCUACACGAUCAGCCAAGAGACAGAAACUCUUGUCCCAUCCAGAUAUGGCUCGAUAUUCUGUGCAGACCCUCAACGGGGCUGGGAACUCCCCCAGUGAAAGAGAGGGCGAUGCGAAGACUCCGACCGAGGGCCAGAAAGAAGUAGAUUCAGACACAGGAGAGACACCUAUCGAGACCAGUGAUCGGGAAGAACUGAUCCAAUGUAUCAAACGAGGUCAACGACCAACAUGGGUUCCUAGGCCUGGGCUGGAAGCACUGUGCGCAGAAGUGAAUACUGAACAGGACCGGCCUUACCAACCUGACAAACCAGUCCGGUCCGCGUCUGUCCAAGAUGCUCCUCCGCAGCAAGGGGGAACUCCCUCGACCGCCGAAGCCAACGUAUGGUAUACCACGGACGCUCUCCGUCGUUCUCUCUCCGCCCUACAUACAGGCGACUUCCAUGAUCAUGUCGAGCAUGUGCCAAUCAGACCGAGCAGUAUCCGAACGCCCCCACGGCGUUCACUACAGUCUGCGUACAGCAUUUCUCCUCCGUCGUGGCUGUCCGAAUCUCCGACCCUAGGGCACGAUCCCACGGUAACGAAUCCCGCUUCUGACACGCUGAAACGAACGCGGGCGCCUUCGUUGGGGAGCAGUUUUUCGUCACAAUUUGUCAUGAGAGUCCCGACAAGUCCACUUGUUCAUGCCAUAAACAACCCGUCUCUGGAUUUUUCGCCCAGGGAUGCACAACCGCACGAUACUAGCAUGCCCAAUGUCGCGAGGAGGAGGACGAUGCAUACUGCUUUCGAACCAUUGCAUAUGUCACCGGUUGACGACACUCGUGCAAAGUUCAACGGCGUUUCUCCACCAUCUCACCAGGAUGCAAAUGCGCUUCCUCAAGGCCACAGAACCCGUCGCUCAUUGAGUUCUUUCACAUACCAACCUGCUGCGAGUCCCCAAGCCGCCUUAUCGGCGAAAUUGCGUCGGCCAUCACUGGCUUCAGAUGCAUCUCCACGGCAGCGAGCUUCCAUGGUCGGGUCUUUCGAAGAAUCCAUCCUCCGUGGCAGAAUGUCUACUCCACCGUCCAAACCCCUCGACUUCGUGGCGCAGAUAGGCGUCGUUGGGAAAGGAAACUGCCCAGCAACUCUCAAAUGUCCGGCCCACGUUACGGUGCCAUUCCCUGCAGUCUUCUACAACUAUCCUUCUGCAACUUCUUCUAGAUCGAUAUCAGACGAUAAUCCCAGCCCCUACGUUGGCGUCAUUGACUUGGAACGCAACCUGACACCUCCAGAGCCUUCUUCUCGCCGCACGCGUCGCUCACAAAGCAGCCUUGACCCUGAAGCAUUAGCAGCUGCCAUCACUAGCCCCGAAAAUACUGCUAUAGGUAGGGCCUUGGCCCGGGAAGCUCGGGAAAACAAGGACAAGGCGUCACCUUCGCUCAAGGUACCCCCUGGAGGAGCGUAUCGAGUGCCACAAAAAGGACAGCUCCAAAUCAUCAUAAAAAACCCCAAUAAAACAGCAGUCAAGCUGUUUCUUGUCCCUUAUGACCUUGAGGGGAUGUCUCCAGGGACUAAGACAUUCGUGCGACAACGGAGCUUUUCGUCGGGGCCUAUCCUGGAAGCUACACUGGCCCAGCAACAAGCCGAUUUGGCUGCCCUCGAUCCGCUUAGCAACAAAGAUAUUCUUCGAUAUUUGAUACAUAUCAAGUUUUGUUCUACGGCAAAAGGACGUUUCUAUCUCUACGACAACAUCCGUGUCGUUUUUGCCAACCGAGUGCCGGAUGGCAACGAGAAGCUGCGGAACGAAGUGCAGUUGCCGGACCCGAGAUUCAGUCCCUACAAACCGCCGGUCGAUGGCGGAUCACGGAGCCCGAGCCUUGCGGAGGGGGCAUGUUCUCCCCAGACGCGCAGUGGCAGAUUCCCGGGCUUUGGCUCCUUUGAUAACAGCCCAGAAUCAGGUUUCGGUCAGCGCUCAAGUACCAGGGCACAAGACCCGGCAUCCAUUCCAUUCCACAUUUCCCCGAGGCCUAUCGAGCAGGAUCUGAGUGGUCCGCACCACGCAAUGCGGAUGGACGGAGCCAGGUUAGUGGACGUCCAGGGAGAUGUGUCUCCCAUCUCUGGAUUCCUACCUUCGUCGUCUUCGCGGAGCUCACCCCUGCCUUGGCUACAAUCUGGUCGUAAUUCGAUGGUGCGCGGCUUUUCGGCGGAGGCUGGGGAUGGACUGAUAUCCCGAAAGCUUAAAGAGCUCAACGGUGGCGGAACGGAGCAGAACAUCUAG